UGUUUUUCCUUCACAAUAAUUUCUGCUAAAUGCAUUUUGGCCUUAAGGGGUGUGUCUCUGACACUUUGAUGUGACUGAUUCCAUUAUUUUUAUAAUAUUUUAGCUUUAUGAAUGAUAUGCCAAAUCACUGCCAAUUACAAAAGUCCUAAGGAUUUGAAUCAAUCAUACUGUGGUACACAUUGUUUUCUGGGCCAUGCCUUGCAGACUGAUUGGCAGGGCUGGUGCAGCUGCGUGGUUCACACUUCCAUUUUUAACAGCAGCCCCACCAGUUGUCCUCCCAAAAUAAACACCAUUCCUCAGCCAUAUAUGUGCAAGAGCCUCUUUAACUGAUUGUGAGGCAAAGACAUGUACAACCAACUGCACUGCACAGCUGGCUGCUGCCUUCUCUGUAGUACUCUAUCACCAAGCUGCCUCAGCUACUUGAGGCCUGCUGAACACUUCUUAGCGAUGCACAUCACGGAUCUUAACAGACAGUGCCUCGUGCACUUAUUUUCUUUCCUGGACAAAGACAGACGGAAACAAUUCUCUGAAACUUACCGUGACCUGCGCGAAGUUUUCCUUGACCCAGCUCUGUGGACUUUGCUGAACUUUCACUCGCCCUCUGAGCUGAAGAGGGACAACUUUGUGCUGGGCUCAGCCCUGCGGUACCUGUGUGUGUGCUGGCACUCGAGUCGGAUGAAAGUGUGCAACAUUGAGGACUGGGUGAAAAACACAUUCCAGAAAGACUUCUGCAGCAAGCAUGAAAGCACCGUCAGUGACUUCUUACUCAAAGUUCGCAACAAGUGUCCCAACCUGCUGUCUCUGACCCUGUCUGGAUGUGGUCACGUCACAGACCAGGACGCCAGGAUGCGAAACCUGUGCCUGGAGAACUUCGUGCGGCUCACUGACUGCACUCUGCAGGCCUUGGUGAGCCACGGGCGCAGUCUUCAGGCAGUCCAGGUGGAUUUUUGUCGGAACGUGACCCAGGACGGACUGCGGCUGGUGCGGGAGAGGCGUCCUUCGCUGGAACUGACUGCAGAAAGGAGCGGCGGCAUGACUCCUGACAGCAAACAGGCACAAAAGCUACAGCUGGGGGGAACGCUACAAAAACUAUUACAAUACUCCUGAAACGCAUUCGAAAGAAAAAGUGGAGGCCAUUGAUCAGAAAUUGAUUCUAAUAUAUGUUUUUGUACAACGUUUUGUUAUAUUCAAAAAUAUGAUUUUUAUUAAGAUUUUUUUUUCUAUUUUAAAAAAACAUGCAGUCACUCCAGGUAACACUUUAGUUGAGGAUGUGGUUAGAAAAAUACAUUACUAAACACGCAUGGAUUGAGCGGGAACUUGCACAUGACUGUCUGCCUGUAAACCUAAUGCGAAAUAGACUGAAAUAAUGUUAAUGCACUUUUAAAGACAUUACAUCCAAUUGCAUUCUGAUUCCAUGUUUGUGAGUUCAGAGUACAGCUAUGGCCAAGUGUUUAGCAUCAUCUAGAAUUUUACGAUUGAGACAUAAUUAAAAAUAAAAUAAAACAACGACAUGAACAUAAUUUUUGAUCUUUCAUUAACAUCAUGUAAUCAAAGAAACUACAAAUUGAUAUCGCAAAAGUCUACCGGAAGCCUACAAUAUUUCAUGUUACUUAACGAAAAACGUGACGUUUUGAAAUCUAUGUGGAAAACUACAAAGCGGUAUGUAAUUCAAUAUGUUAACGAAACAUUAUUCAGCAGGUUUCAUUCGACUUUGAGAAGCAAAAUGAGUUCAUUCUAUAGGGUGAUGCAACAUUUUUGGCCAUGGCUGUACAGUGUGCUCGGCAUGCUUUACAGUAUUCUGUGAUCUCACAGCUGACAAUCCCCCUAGGAGGUUCUCUGAGGACAAGCUGGCUGGUGGCCAGAGUUGUGAAUAGCACAGCUUAUGUAAGAGGGAGUGGGGAAUAUAGAAAUAGGCUGGAGAGAGAAUGUCUGUGCAGUCCAUGUGCCGAUUCUAUAUUUGUUGUAUUGCAUUAGACAGCUCAGGCAACCUUAAGGGGCUUUUCAGGAUUCUCUUUUUGGGUUUACAUACCGGGAAAAAAAAAAAAAAAAAAAAAAAAAAAACCUUGCUAGUAACAACAUUAACACAGUGCUCUGCUGACACUGCUUCUUCAAGAUGCAAUGUUCCAGUUUGAAAGAAUGGUCAGCAAUGAGAUAGUAAAUGGUGAAAUGCACAUGUAUAGUCUCUACUAGAUGUGUUUCACCAUACAUAUUCAGACUUCUGAAUGAAGAUCUUUUCCAGCUACUGCUACUGCAAGGCUAUUGUCUUAUUUCUUAUUUUUAGUAACAUUAUCUCAUUUCCUGUUCUGCAGGUCAGCCUCGCUCUUGGUAGACCAUGGUAAGCUGUUUUUUACUCCAGUGAUGUGUUUGCAACAAGACAGAAUAAAGCUGUGCGUUGCAUUGACACAUUUAUUUGAAGUUGUUUUUUUUAUUUCUGUUUAAUAAAAUCUGUUUCGACUGGAAUACCUAAAUGGCUGGAACUUAAGAAUUGGCUUCUCUAUGAAAAACAUGCAUCCUUAGAAAUACUGUACUUACUAAUCUUACUUUUUAGUAUUUCAUUUUGUUUUGCUUAUUUUCACAAGUGUUAUUUCUUAUGAAAAUGCCACUGUAAUAGGUAAAUGUAAUAGUAACUAUAUACCUCAAGGAAAACCCAAAUACUGAAUUCCUGUCAUUUAUGACUUUAUAUAAGAUUAUUUGAUUAAAGAAAAGAGCAAGAACCUUAAUUAUUAAAAACUAUACGAUAAUGUAAUUUCUGUGUAAAAAAUAUUAACACCACAUUUGACAAAAAUUAUGAACAUUUCUGUCAGCCUAUAAAAUGAUUAUGCAGUAUGGUGCACAUAGUUAUACAGUGCGAUAAAGUCUUUAUGAAGGCACAAUGAGUGAUAUAAUGUUGUGAUAAAGCAUUAUCCAGUUCUGCAUUGACUUUUUCAGCAGUGCACAUGUAAUGACAUUCUACUUGAAUGAUCUUAUUUAAGCUUUACUGCUGUACAAUGCUACACAAGUAGAAUGCUGCAUGCAACACUGUAUUUACUGUCAUUUGAGCUGUUUAAUUCCUGUAUCACUUGCUGGUAAGAAAAACUUAUAUAAACUACACGUGCAAUGAUGCACCUCCAUUUAAAAUAGAAGCCUUUGCCAUUACAAGCUGGAUUAAUGUACUAUAAAGUAGAUGAGUAACCUUGUUACUUAUAAGACUUAUCUAAGGUGUUUUACACUACAUAUCUUUACCACAUUAAUGUUCUCUACAGGGAACAAGAUACUUUAUUAUCCGAAGUUCGAAUUGAGCAUACGUGGGAUGAACUUGAAUACCACAUUUGUGGCUGUCCCGAUAAAGUGCUGAAAUGUAUAUUUUAAAUAAAAAAAACAACAACAACUAUAUAAUCAAGUCAUGCAUUUCACCUUGUGUGACCAUGUCUAGUAACAUGCUUUGAUCCCGAAGACACUGCUUGGGUGAAAUGAUCUCUAGGAUAUGCAAGUGACAGUAACGACUGCCCAGUGUACUACCAGAUAUGAUGUUUUAAAAUAAAAUGCUAUGAAAUGGGUUUCUUUCAAAACUGCACAGUUGAGACCUAUGGAGUAAAUAAAACUGAAACUGAAACCCCUUCUUGGGAGUUAGUGGGUGGGUGUACUGACACAUAUGACAGUGGACCCUUGCAUUGUGUCACAUUCUUCAAGGUGUAUUGCCCACAGAUGCCUAAAUGAGGCCAGCCACGAACGUUAAUGUAUAAAUGAGCAUAUCUGACGACAGUGCCUCCUGAUACAGAUCUUAAUCUGCAAGACAGAACAGAACAGUACAAUCUGAGGGAAGGGUGUGUAGGUUUCACGAUGUUAGACUGGUUAAUUACAUAUGAAAAAAACAUUGUAAGGAUUAAUCGCAUCAGAACCAUGACGCACUCCAAAGUGGGCGGGGUGGAGACGGGGCCUUGGCUAAUAAACAAACAACGACAGAACCAGUUCAUAUGAAUCUAUGCAUUGACGAGAAAUAUUAGAUCUUCCCAGUCAAGCUCAGGCUCCACAGCAUUGUUCCAAAUCAUGAGCCUUUGCUGGUAUACAACUGAGGGACUACUAUAAUGGAAAUAACACAUUCGAGAAUUAUACAGCGAAUAGAAGCCCACAACCAAUAACAUUUUUUUUAUUGAUUUGGUUUUUAUAGGUGUAAAUACCCAGACUCCAGCUGGCUGUUUGACUGUAACUAGAGUACAGUGUUCUUCUGUGAGUACUUUUAUAUCGACUAAUUGGAAAAAAAAAAAAAAACUACAUCCUAGUCGUCUUUAAACUAAAAAUACUGGUGCUUUAAAAGUGGUUACGUGACCAACACAAUGCUUCUAUUAGUUCUGCAACAUUAACUGGUUCUGCUUUCCCUGAGGGAUAUAUCAGCAAUUACCAACACGAGUAAAUGUUUUUCCUUCUUUUUCAAACGUUAGUUUUAUUUCAGAACUGUCUGAAUGUGAAUUAAUAUGGUUUAACUGUUGCAUUUUCAAAUUGCCAUUUUGGGAAAGGCUUAGUUUUAACACUCACAUUCAAAUGUUUGCCGAUGCCGUUAAACUGUGUCGAUGAAGCGUGUCUCUUGUUAAUGAGCCUGAAACACGUUGCAAGGCAAUUCAAGUAUAACAUCAAAAGAAAAUGUUUCACGUGUUCUCCACGUGUUUAGGUCAUUGCUGAAGAUUUUUGAACGAGUCUCUGAAAUGUGCCGGAAUGGAGGGCAGGUCAAAUAACCCUAUAUUACGAAGAAUCGGGGAUUGAACCAUCAUCUUGUCGGCCUUAUUUUCAGUACCAUGUAUUGGUUUAAUUCAAUCAACAGUUCGCUGGGAACAUUUCUUGGGGAAAAAUAAGGUAAAGCUGUGCAGUUUCAGACAAGAAUAUGAUAAUUUGAUUUCAGCCAAGCAGAUAGUGGAUAAAGGUGGUAACUUCCACAAUCGGUGGCAUCUCAAAGUGAAUUAGGAGCAAUGUUUCAUUUAAUUCAAUGAACACAUUAUUGAUAAUAUAUCAAAUAAAAAUAGAUCCAAAGUUUAUUGUCUAUUUUCUUAGGUCAAAGUACACUGAAUUGCUUUCUUCCUUUUGGUAUAAUAUGGUAGCAUACUGGUCCUGUUAUGCUACUAUAAUACAAUGAUUGUUACCAUUGGUAUGCUAAACUAUGAAAUGCAUUGUGGUGCAUUCUACUAAUGGCUUAUACUGUACUAUUGUUGCUUGUUUUGUGCUAUCAUUAUUAAUACAUAGCCUUGUUGCAUUGCUACUGUAGUGCCAUUAUGUCCAGUUAUAUGUCAUUAUGUUAUAAAUAAUAUAUUACUGCGACAAUAAUUGCUGUAAUGUGUCGUAUGUCAUAUUAUUCUGGGAAAACGCCA
This is a messenger RNA of Polyodon spathula (Mississippi paddlefish), 5336 nucleotides long. RefSeq names its product F-box and leucine-rich repeat protein 22 (gene fbxl22). Lineage: Eukaryota; Metazoa; Chordata; Actinopteri; Acipenseriformes; Polyodontidae. The record is from RefSeq and is a predicted model, not a curated record.